Messenger RNA from Phyllostomus hastatus (greater spear-nosed bat), 3595 nucleotides. RefSeq names its product protein DDI1 homolog 2. The transcript has 9 exons. Lineage: Eukaryota; Metazoa; Chordata; Mammalia; Chiroptera; Phyllostomidae. Bases 228 to 3296 code for a protein of 1022 amino acids. Gene Ontology annotation, molecular function: aspartic-type endopeptidase activity; protein binding. Gene Ontology annotation, biological process: proteolysis. The record is from RefSeq and is a predicted model, not a curated record.
CCGGCCGGCAGGCAGGCAGACGGAGUCGGAGGAGGGUGGCGGCGGCUGUGCUCGCUGGUGAGGGCGGGAGGGAGUGAGUCACUGAGCGUGUGUGAGGGAGGGAAGGAGCGAGCGAUCGCGCCCGCACCCUGCGCCGGCUGUCUGCAGCACCAGCCAGGCCCUGCCGCUGCCCGCAGCCCUGCGCCGAGGCCGGGCCGAGCCGAACCGAGCUGGGUCGGGCCCGGGCCAUGCUGCUCACCGUGUACUGUGUGCGGAGGGACCUCUCCGAGGUGACCUUUUCCCUCCAGGUCGACGCUGACUUCGAGCUGCACAACUUCCGCGCGCUGUGCGAGCUCGAGUCCGGCAUCCCCGCAGCCGAGAGCCAGAUUGUCUACGCUGAGAGACCUCUCACCGACAACCACAGGUCACUGGCUUCUUACGGCUUGAAAGAUGGAGACGUGGUGAUUUUACGACAGAAGGGGACCGCAGACCCUCGGCCUUCGGUGCAGUUUCCAAACCUGCCCCGCAUAGACUUUCGUAGUAUAGCUGUGCCUGGCACAUCGAGCUCCCGGCAGCGGCAGCCACCAGGAGCACAGCAGCCCCACUCGUCCCCCGGAGACCUAGCUUCAUCUCCCCAGGGCCUGGACAACCCGGCCUUGCUCCGAGACAUGCUGCUGGCCAACCCCCACGAGCUGUCCUUGUUGAAGGAGCGCAACCCGCCCCUGGCAGAUGCCUUGCUCAGUGGAGACCUUGAGAAAUUUUCUAGGGUCCUGGUGGAGCAGCAGCAAGACCGAGCCCGGAGAGAGCAAGAAAGGAUUCGUCUCUUCUCCGCUGACCCUUUUGAUCUUGAAGCUCAGGCCAAAAUAGAAGAAGAUAUAAGGCAACAGAACAUCGAGGAAAACAUGACGAUAGCGAUGGAAGAAGCUCCGGAAAGUUUCGGCCAAGUCGUGAUGCUUUAUAUUAACUGCAAAGUGAACGGACAUCCUGUGAAAGCCUUUGUUGACUCAGGUGCCCAGAUGACUAUUAUGAGCCAAGCGUGUGCGGAGAGGUGCAACAUCAUGAGGCUGGUGGAUCGUCGGUGGGCCGGGAUCGCCAAAGGCGUGGGCACCCAGAAGAUCAUUGGACGGGUCCACCUAGCUCAGGUUCAGAUUGAAGGCGAUUUCCUGGCGUGUUCCUUCUCGAUACUCGAGGAGCAGCCGAUGGACAUGCUUCUGGGGCUGGACAUGCUGAAACGGCAUCAGUGCUCCAUUGACCUCAAGAAAAACGUCCUCGUGAUUGGCACCACGGGCUCGCAGACCACCUUCCUCCCCGAGGGGGAGUUACCGGAGUGUGCCCGGUUGGCCUAUGGGGCCGGGCGAGAGGAGAUGAGGCCAGAAGAGAUUGCAGACCGAGAACUAGCAGAAGCCCUUCAGAAAUCCAUACAGGAUGCAGAGAAAAGCGGUGAAGAAACUACCUCACUGGGAAUGCCAUCGUUACCAAGUUCAGACGGGUGUGACCAUCCAGCCCGCCCCUCAGGGCAGAGUCCUGAGGUCGGUCAUCCUGCGGGUCUUGCUCAUUCUGUCUCUGCUUCAGUCUGCCCUGUCAAGCCCAAUGACCCGGACAGCAUCGAACCUGACGCUGGGAAGGCCCCGAAUUCUGCUGAAUUCCAGAGAGCCUCUGGAAAGAAAGAGCAUCUCCCCCCCCAGGACCUUGCUGGUCGUGCUCCUUCAGCAGAGAGUGCUCUGGCAGCCCAGAGUCCAGCCACGCAUGUGCAGAACUCACCCGGAGAAACCCCUGUCGCAGGUCAUCUGGAGAAGUCUCCUGCUGAAAGAAGCACUCGGAGUCUCCAGUCUCAUCUCCACACGAGACAGGAAGUAUCUGUCACAACUACUGGGGUGCAAGAGACACAGAGGUUUCGGGGUGAAGAAGGCUGGCACCCAGCAUGUCAGGAUCCGAGUCGAGCGGCUGGCCUGCACGAGCAACUGGGGAACGAGCAGCAUGAGGUUGUGCCACGGAACGUGCCCCAUGGCCAAGAACGUCUUUGUAUCACAGGGGACCUUGAACUUCUCGGGGGAAGGCAACAGAAUCGACCAGAAGGUGUUGAUGCAGAAGCUGCAAUGAAAGGGGACGGGCUGCAGCAGAACGCAGACCUCCCGUGCGUGCGGAGAGACAGCCUGCCUUCGGAACGCUGCGACUGCCCCGACUCGGACACGCUCAUGGAGGUGGACACGGCUGAACAGGCCCCGGUUGCUGCGCUCGGCUCAGCAGGUGGUCAGGAUGCCGAUGUCAAGAACAUCCGUGCAUCUGAGACCACCCUGGAUAACCCCUCAAUGGAAGUGGAAACAUCAAGAUGUAGUAACACUUCCUCUGAAAUGUUGAGUGAUUCCAUUUCCACUCAGAAUUUACGGUUCCCAGGACGCAGUGUGGAAAUGUCUGGAAUAAAGAAGGAAUGCGGGAGCUGCUCCCCCUCGGUAAGUCGGUGCGGCAGCUGUCAGCCCUGUGUGGAGGCGGCGGAGGGGCCUUGCUCGUCCAUAACAGCAGCCCUGAAGGAGCUCCACGGACUUCUGGUCACCAGUAGUAAACCAGCUUCAGAUAACACCUCUGAAGAAGUUAACUGUCAGUCCAAAACAGUCACUGAGGGCCAAACAGGUUUUGGGAUCUUUUCCGAAAGAUGGACCCAAAAUGAGCAGCUCACAGCCACCCAGAGUGAGCAGUGUUCCCAGGUCUCCUUCCAUCAGGCCGUAUCCGCAUCCGUGAAGACAGAGACAUUCACAGACACUUCGACUGGCUCUGGGAUGGAAGAUGCAGAAAGUACUAACUUCAGGGGUCCAGGUGAUGGCCUGUUAGCCGAUAAGAAAGGUGUCCCCGAGGCUAGGGAACCGGUGAGUGAGAGCAGUUCCGUCACCCUAGCCUCAGAUACAACCUCUAAUCAGUUACACUGCACCUUAGGUGUAGAAAUUUCACCCAGACUCUUAGCAGGUGAGGAGGGUGCACUCAGUCAGACUCCGGAGCAAACGAAGUCCUUGUCGUCAGACUUCAUCCUGGUGAAAGAUGCGGGUCCGGGCACACAGAACCCGGUGGCAGACAGGCCGGAGACCAGAGAAGAGGUCUGUCCCGAAGCCACAGGGCCACUUCGUGAAUUCGAGCCACCUACCAGCUACCCAUCAUCAAGCCCCUCCAUUCUCCCACCAUUCGUUUUUCCUGCUGCCGACAUUGACCGGAUCCUCCGUGCCGGCUUUACUUUGCAGGAAGCUCUUGGGGCUUUGCAUCGAGUCGAUGGAAAUGCAGACCUUGCACUUCUUAUUUUGCUAGCAAAGAACAUUGUAGUUCCUACGUAACCAUGGAAAAGUGGGCUAGACCAUACUCCAUUCCCUAAAAAAAAAAAGCUAUAUACACACACACUCUCCCCACAUAUGCAGUAUAUGUAGAAACCUGCGAGCAGAAUGUUGAGCCAGAUUUUUUUUAAAGAUUUUUUUCAGCCAAAGUAAUUUAUGAUCUCUUGUCUGAUGAUUUUGUCUAUUCUAUUUGUUAAAAUUUGGGCCUUUUUAAAUGUACUGGCAGUAUGUGCAUACGAAAGCUUUUUAUUCUCAUUAAGAUGAUGUAUUCUGGAAUAAAACCGAUGAUUUUGUGUACAGCA